Molecule: messenger RNA, 3045 nt
Organism: Engraulis encrasicolus (European anchovy)
Lineage: Eukaryota; Metazoa; Chordata; Actinopteri; Clupeiformes; Engraulidae
Gene: msh5
Product: mutS homolog 5
Exons: 26
Coding region: 233-2665 (810 amino acids)
Biological process (GO): mismatch repair; chiasma assembly
Cellular component (GO): nucleus
Molecular function (GO): ATP binding; mismatched DNA binding; ATP-dependent DNA damage sensor activity
Source: RefSeq, a predicted model, not a curated record
UGGGCUAAAAAAGAGGGAAAGAAGAACACGCACAGGUUGUCUUGGAACACGUUCGAUGCUAGUUCUUCUAGUUCUAGCUACCACCUGGCUCGUGAGAUGUGAGAGCGAUCCGGAGGAAGGCAGGAUUUGGAGACGACAUUGAAUGAAGUACGGCCCUCAGAGGACUUUUAUGGCCCUCGGAUGAAUUUGAAGUGGCCCUUAGAUUGAAAAAGGUGUGUAAAACAUUGAAUUCAUGCCAGAGAUGAGUGGGGCAGAGGAAAGGACUCCUCCUGCGACUGCGUUUCCAGCCGAUGAGGAGGAGCAAGACUCUGAUGGUGUCUAUCUAAGUGUUGUUGCUCAAAAAGGACGGAUCGGGCUGAGUUACUAUGACAGCAAGGAUUACGUUCUGUACUACAUGCCUGAUACCACUGACAGCAACCUGCAGCUACUCCGUAGAGUGGUAGAAGAAGUCAGUCCUCAGGUAAUCAUAACGAGUGCUAAACAAGACCACAGCAUGGUCCAGUUUAUCAAAAGCCUUGGCUCCAAUCCAGACUAUAAACCUGAAGUGGUGGUUUACCCCAACUCGGACUUUGGACUGGAGGUGGGAAAACAGCGGCUACUUGCAGCCAAUCUGCCUUUUCUUCCUCCGACCAUCACGGAAAAAGAGAAGAUCCCAUAUUUGUCUUCCUGCUUCAGCUUUGAUUCUAUACUCAUGGUACGAGCAGUAGGCGCUCUGUUGAAGUGUCUCGACAAACGCAGAGUUGGUGUGGAGCUUGAAGACAGCAGUGUGGGCAUACCCAUUCUGCAAUUCCGUGUCUGUUCACUAAAUGACAUGGUGUACAUGGAUAAAGACACAUUUAGUGUUUUACAGAUCUUCAAAUCGGAGUUACAUCCAUCAGUUUAUAAGCUCCAGUCGGGUGAGAAAGAGGGACUGAGUCUGUUUGGGAUUUUAAAUCGCUGCAAAUCUACCUUUGGCUCAAAAUUACUAAGAAAGUGGUUCCUACAGCCCACAAGGGACUUGACUGUCCUACAGCGGAGGAAAGAGGUUGUUCAGUUCUUCACCUCGCCACGUAACUCGGACUCAUUCAAGGUGCUACAGGGCUGUCUUCGCAAUGUUCGUAGUAUUCCGACACUUUUGCACAGAAUGGCUCUCUCACACACAAAAGUUAAUGACUGGCAAUGUCUAUACAAGACUGUAUACAGUGCUGUUUGCAUCCGAGACACUGUGCGGUCUUUACCCCAAUCCAUCAAGCUGUUCCAGGAGAUCAGCACGGACUUUGCCGAUGAUCUUUUCUACAUUGCUUCACUCAUCAGCAAAGUGGUGGAUUUCGAAACCAGCCUGGCAGAAAAUCGCUUCACCAUCAAGCCAAAUGUAGAUCCUGCUGUUGACGAGAAGAAGAGAAGGAUGAUGGGCUUGCCAGAUUUUCUUACUGAAGUUGCUCGCACAGAGCUGGAAAACCUUGACUCCCGCAUUCCCUCCUGUUGUGUCAUCUACAUCCCUUUGAUUGGAUUCCUUCUUUCCAUCCCCCGACUUCCCAGCAUGGUACAGAAAGAAGACUUUGAGAUUGAUGGGCUUGACUUUAUGUUCCUGUCAGGAGUGCGGUUGCAUUACCGUAGUGAGAAAACCAGAGGACUCGACGACCUACUGGGCGACCUACACUGUGAUAUCCGUGAUCUAGAGACGUCAGUGAUGACUCAGCUGCAGAAUGUGGUGCUGCAGCGUAGUGGGAGCCUGUAUAAGGUCUUGUCUUUGAGCGCGGAGCUGGACUGCCUGAUGGCCAUGGCUCUGGCCUCGCAGGAAUACGGCUACACUUCCCCCACGCUCACACCACACAGCAGCGUCAUCAGACUCGCAGAGUCCAGACACCCUCUGCUGGAGUUGUGCUGCCCCGUGUUCGUUUCCAAUAAGUUACUGAGCUCUGAGACGGAGGGCAAGGUGAAAGUACUAACUGGGCCCAACUCAUCCGGCAAGAGCAUCUACCUCAAGCAGGUGGGGCUUAUUGUCUUCAUGGCUCUGAUUGGAUCUGACGUGCCGGCCAAGGAAGCAGAGAUCGGUCUGGUAGACGGCAUCUUUACACGCAUGCAGAGUCGCGAGUCUGUCUCUGUAGGCCUUAGCACCUUCAUGAUUGACCUCAAUCAGAUGUCAUACGCAGUGAAAGAAAGUACAGGAAACUCCCUGGUCCUCAUUGAUGAAUUUGGAAAAGGCACAAAUACGGUGGACGGCUUGUCUUUGCUUGCAUCCUGUACCAGCAGCUGGCUCCUUAAGCCAGCUGACCAAUGUCCACAUGUCCUACUGGCCACCAACUUCCACAGUCUGCUGCAGCUGGACCUGCUGCCCUCCUCUCCGCUGCUCUCCCUCCUGACGUUUGAAACUGCUGUUGACGGAGACGAAUUGGUUUUUCUCUACCAGCUGAAGGAGGGUGUCAGUCAGUUCUGCUAUGCAGCAAAUAUUGCAAAGCUUGCGGGUGUCCCAACCGAGCUGGUGCAGAGAGCUGUAGAGGUAUCAGAACUCUACAGAGCUGGCAAGACCAUCAAACGAGUAGGUCAUUCGGCCAGUGACCAGCAAAAUGACAAAUAUCAUGCAAUGGUGGAAAAGUUUCUGAAUCUGCCUCUGGAAGACUCUUCACUUGACCUGACAACCUACAUGAGGGAGGAGGUGCUGCCUUUCUCUAAAUACGAAAGUUGACAUCUGACAUGGUUAAACUUUUUUUAAAGCCUGAAUUUAUUUGACCUUGCCGCACAUGAUUGAACUGUCUUAAUGACUCAUUGAUUUAUUUUUAAAUGUAAAUGUUUUUUAUUGUUACUGCAUUACUUAUUGACCAAUGGGAAUUAAAAAUCUAAUUGUCAUACUGUACUUUUUUGUUCUAAUACUGAGAAUUUGUUUUCACACCGUAACUGACCACAAUGUCAGAUUUGUUGUUUUAUAUCAUCACUUGCUGUCAGUCUAACAGUGCUUGGCCCAAACUCAUGUUGUAUUAUGACUACCAUAUACCUACUGAAAAUAGUGUGUAAUGCUAGUCCACAUGGACACACUUUCCAAAUAAAUGUAAGUAUCUGGACUCGUUA